Centropristis striata (black sea bass) is the source of this 901-nucleotide messenger RNA. Its product is annotated as coiled-coil domain-containing protein 106-like. The record is from RefSeq and is a predicted model, not a curated record. Gene Ontology annotation, cellular component: nucleoplasm. Lineage: Eukaryota; Metazoa; Chordata; Actinopteri; Perciformes; Serranidae. The transcript has 5 exons. Bases 105 to 893 code for a protein of 262 amino acids.
AAAGCGCUCUCUGCUGCAGAGUUGGGCUAUGAACUUUCUGCCACUGCCAGUUCUUUUUUUUUCUGCUACAGUUUUUGUUGUAUAAGUUAACUUUCAGCACCACGAUGAACACUAGAAGGGGAGCUUUGAAUCCUGUGCCACCAAAGGUCAGCAAGGCUUCCACUCCUGCUGAGGAGAAAGAGCAAAUUGCUCCUACAAUCAAACAUGAGUUGGCCAUGGUCAAACUUCAGCUGGAAGCUGAGAGAGAGCGAGGAAGACUCCGAGAAGAAACCAUAGCAAUGCUGAAGUCCGACAAAGAUUAUUUGCAGCGUGAAUUGGCCAGCAAGGCUGAAAUGUUGCGGGAACUUGUAAAAUCUGGCAGCAGAUCAGAUCAGCCAUCGUCUAGUUCAGCAGAGUCUUCCAAGAUGGAAAAAAAGAUGAAAAGAGUCUUCAUCUCAGAUGAAGAAUCCGACAUUGCCUCAGUCGUAGCCACUGACUCCCCAUUGUCCGAUUCGUCUUUUGAGGAAGACACCAAGGCAAAGAAAAAACUCAAGAAGAGAUCCCCUAAGCUGGGUGGAAGCCCAAAACCAGAGAUGAGUCGCGUUCGAGUGAAAAACAUCAGAGACAUCAUCAAAAGGUAUAAGGCAGUACUCAAGAGGUACAGUGAGGGGGGAUCGAUGAAGACUGCAUUCGAAGAAGUUGGUGUAGAUCGCAACACUAUUGCCAGAACGGCAGUUGUCGCAGAGCUCUGCCUCGCAGCCCCGGAAGCUUUCAGUGCACUUGACCGGUGGAAUGACAAGAUUGAGAAGCUGUCCGCAUUUGUGGACAGAUGCCGUGCGGCUGUUACCACCGAGAUUAAAGAGCAGAUAAACAGAAUGAAAGAGGAUGGUAUCUUGUUACCUAUUGCGCAUUGAAUGUGCCA